CCAACCAACCACUGCACUUUUCUUAUUCAUAAAGCAUUUUUGGCAGAUUCUCCCUUCACCACUUAUUCAUCACCUCAAUCCUCCUCUCUUCUUCUUCACUCGCCUCUGUGUUGGCUCUGUUUCAGUCAUCCAUGGCGAUGAAGAUGGCCAUCACAGCUUCCACCAUUCCCAAACAUCACCCACCUCCUUCUCUCCCUUCUUCCUCUCACAGAUCCGAUUCCAAGUCCCAAUUCCGUCCCAUCUCCGUUUCUUUACCGGCCUCCACUACCCUCUCUCUCUUAGCCCUCUUCUCUUCUCCCUACGACGCUAGGGCUCUCAACAAAGACCAAAUCGUCUCUUCUCUCAAUGAAGUGGAGAAGACGUUUGAUCAGGUUCAAGAAAUGGGUUCGAAUUUCUUUGAUAUUGCGCAACAGGUCUUUGACUCUGCUACAAAUGUUUUGAAACCGGGUGUUGAUGCGGCGCUGCCGAUUGUCAAGCAGGCUGGAGAAGAGGCGCUGAAAGUUGCUUCUCCAACGAUUUCUGAGGCUUCAAAGAAAGCCCUAGAAGCACUUCAGGGCUCUGGCAUUGACACCGAACCUGUUCUAAGUGCUGCUAAGACAGUAGUAGGUGCAGCACAACAAACAGGUAAGGUCAUUGAAGGUGCCAAACCUAUAGCAUCAUCGACCGUCGAGACGAUCUCCACGGCCGACCCUCUUGUAAUUGCAGAAAUUGCUGGUAUCUUAGCCUUGGCAUACCUGCUCUUUCCUCCAAUUUGGUCUGCCAUCUCUUUCAACUUUCGCGGCUACAAAGGUGAACUCUCUCCUGCUCAAACACUUGAUCUAAUCUCGUCGAGCAAUUACUUUCUGAUUGAUAUACGAUCCGAGAAGGACAAGGAUAAGUCUGGCAUUCCUCGCCUUCCUUCUAGUGCUAAGAACCAGUCAAUUGCCAUUCCUUUGGAAGAACUACCAAACAAGUUGCGGGGCAUUGUCCGAAAUGUAAAGAAACUAGAAGCUGAACUUUCAGCCAUCAAGAUUUCAUAUCUCAAGAAACUUAACAAAGGCUCCAAUAUAGUGAUCUUGGGCUCGUACUCCGACUCAGCAAAAGCAGUUGCCAAAGCACUAACAAGCCUUGGCUUCAAGAACUCCUGGAUCGUAACUGAUGGGUUUUUAGGUAGCAAAGGUUGGUUACAGAGUCGGUUAGGGACAGAUACAUAUAAGUUUUCAUUCGCAGAGAUCCUUUCGCCAUCCCGAGUCAUCCCGUCCGGAACCAAACGUUUUGGGACAACCUCACUGACAUCUGCAUCUGGUCAAAAAUUGCUUCCUGGUACUGAUUAAAGUUUUGGCUAUUCAUGCUGGUUGUCACACAGGUUUUCUGCCCACGUACCAUAGGAUCUGUAAAUUAUCCCCUAUGAUUCUUGAUUUGAUUGUCUUUGUAUGUGGCCUCAAUUACUGCUUGCGGGUUGUAUAAUGGUUAAAAAGGUAGAAAUAGCAUCAUAUUUAGAUUCA
Messenger RNA from Benincasa hispida (wax gourd), 1484 nucleotides. It is a transcript of the gene CAS, whose product is annotated as calcium sensing receptor. Gene Ontology annotation, biological process: cellular response to calcium ion; de-etiolation; regulation of stomatal closure. The record is from RefSeq and is a predicted model, not a curated record. Lineage: Eukaryota; Viridiplantae; Streptophyta; Magnoliopsida; Cucurbitales; Cucurbitaceae.